This is a messenger RNA of Xenia sp. Carnegie-2017, 1293 nucleotides long. RefSeq lists its product as uncharacterized. NCBI's taxonomy places the organism in Eukaryota, Metazoa, Cnidaria, Anthozoa, Malacalcyonacea, Xeniidae. The record is from RefSeq and is a predicted model, not a curated record. Gene Ontology annotation, molecular function: zinc ion binding.
AUGAACCGUAGUACUCCUCGAAAAGUCCGACAGUUUUACAACCUCCAACAGGCUCUGGCUACUAUAAAAGGAUGGAAUCCAGUAUGGAACCCAAAAUAUUUUAUGGUGGAUUACUCAUUAGCAGAAAUAGGCGCGAUAGAAAGUUUUCCCGAUGUACAGGUUUGUGUUUGCGACUUUCACAGGUUGCAAGCGCUAAAACGGUGGGCUUCAGCAAGCAAGAAUGGAUUGUCAUAUGAACAGCAACAACACUUCCUUCUGCAAAUGAAGAUUGCUAAUGUCAGUACCAAACAGGAGUACGACAAGGCAGUAAAAGAUUUUCGAGAGUCCAAAGUGUAUAAAGAAUGCAGCAAGAUGAGAGAAUAUGUUGACCGUACGUGGUUUUCUUGCGCUGUCAGAUGGGCACACGCUUUUCGAAAACAGCAAGUCACCAACAUUGUUAAUACUAACAAUGGCGUUGAGGCUCAAAACAGAGUCUUUAAAUACGAAUACUUACCCCAAAGUAUUGACAAAUCUGUGUAUGGUAUUGCGGUGAUGUUGGUUAAAUCUUUCAUUCCCGAUGUUCUUCAGCACUAUUUGGAUGCAAAUCUACGACUGAGCAGCGCCUACUGCAAGUACAACCCAUCAAUCCCAGAAUACUUGCACAACAGACCUCCGCACUCUUUGAAAUGUUGCCUUAAAAAUCGAUACGCUUCAGCCAUUUUCAAACAGGACGACAUAACUCCGGUUAAUUUAAAGAAGGGCACGUUCAAUGUCAAGAGCGAGAGCAAUGUUGGAAAAAAACAUUUCAUAGACUUCCGAGAACCAAGUUGUACCUGCAACAUAUGGCACACUACCCAUUUCCCUUGCAAACAUUUUUUCGCAGUUUUUUCUUUCUAUGACGAGUGGGAUUUCGAAAAUCUUCCAGAAGACUACCGAAAUAGCGUUUUCAUCACUCUCGACAAUGAACCUCUUGGAUUGCCACAAGAUACUACGGCAGAAGAACUAGAGGAAGCCAAUACGUCAUCAUGGAGCACCAUCAAAAGAGACGUUGUUUUGCAAGAAUCGUUGUCUUCUGAUAACAAAAAAUAUAUCCACGACAUACCCCACGAAGAAACAGUUAAAUUUGAAACUACUUCAAACAAAAGUUCCAAAAGGCUCAGAAAGAUCUUGCAAGAACAACUGGGCCAAAUACACAGUAUGACCUUCCUGAUCGACAACGAGACCACUCUACAAGAAGCAGUGCAAAAAGCUGAAAGCUUGAAACAGUUUCUUGAACAAAACUUUCCACAGAAAAUGGUUUGCCUCUUCGAUUGA